Molecule: messenger RNA, 1875 nt
Organism: Fragaria vesca subsp. vesca
Lineage: Eukaryota; Viridiplantae; Streptophyta; Magnoliopsida; Rosales; Rosaceae
Product: ankyrin repeat-containing protein At3g12360-like
Exons: 7
Coding region: 1-1875 (624 amino acids)
Cellular component (GO): plasma membrane
Molecular function (GO): protein phosphatase 1 binding; protein phosphatase regulator activity
Source: RefSeq, a predicted model, not a curated record
AUGGCUCUACACCAGGUGCACUAUAUUGAGUUUGAUGACAGUUGUUAUAGAGGUAAUGGUUGCUUGCUUGUUGCUUCUACCUUGACGAUACUUGUGGUAGAUCGUCGUCAAUGUCAUUAUCCAAAUGAGCGUAAAACUGAGAAAAUACACUACUGUCUGAGCACCCUGCAGGAAAGGGUCUAUCCAUUUUAUGUCAAGCAGAAGGGACAGCCAACAUCAUCUCAAGAAAGAAACUCGAAAGAAGUGAACGGGCUGUUUGAGGCAAUUGCAAGAAAUGACAUACAGGCUUUCAAGGACUCGAUUCAAAACGAUGAAGGAUUUCUUAUGCAGAAAACUGGGGAAACAAAGAACUCAGUGUUGCACCUUGCCGCAAGGUUCGGUCACAUUGAGCUACUUGCCUUUAUCAUUGAGGUACUUCCUGACUUGGUUUCUGUCGGAAACAUCAAGGGUGAAACUGCGUUACACGAAACUUGUCGCCAAGGGAAUACCAAUGUCGUAAAGCUGCUGCUAGAGGCCAAUCCAUAUGUGGUUGGUACUCUUAACCAUGAAAUGCAAACUGCUUUUUACGUAGCCUGCAGUUAUGGGCAUGUAGAAGUUGUUACGUACAUGGCAGACCAACCAGGAGUGUUAGACUCUGAAGAACAGGAAGCUUUGAGUCCUCUUCAUGUGUCUAUAGCAGAAGGCUACUUUGAUAUUGUUAGAACUAUUCUGAAAGGUUGCCCCAGGUUUGCUUGGAAGGUUGACACUAAUGGGUGUCUACCGCUUCAUAUAGCUUGCGAAAAAGGUCACUUGGAGAUAUCAAGAACACUGUUGAUGAUUGAUCCAAACUUAGCUCUCGAAUUUGACCAUUAUCGUUAUACACCAGUACACUUGGCUGCUAUGAAUGGUCAGAUCAAAAUCCUUGAGGAACUUCUUUUGUGCUCUCCCAAAUGUUUAGAAAGUCUCACAGGAGAUGGAGAAACUGUGUUUCAUCCUUCAGUUAGAUUCAACAGAUACGGGAACAUUACAUUGUCGGAGCACAUCAUCAAGAAUACUACGGUUGAUGUCACUUGUAGAAACCAAAGAGGUCAAACGGCAAUGGACAUCUUACGCCAGCAAAGAAGAGCGUCGGAUAUCAGAAACAUGUUGAAGAGUUUCGGCGGCAGGACGAGCACUGAGCUGUUGUCACCAAAUAUUGAUGAGAUAGAUUCUGAGACUACAACAACAUCAGAAAGUCCUAGAGUUGUACUUGAGCAAGAAUUUGAAAUGCUUUUCGAAGGUAUCAUGCAUCCGGGAAGUGAUGAAUAUGACUGUGAAAUUGGUAUGGGGCGUACCGCUAGAGAUGAUCAAUCAAUGGAAGAUUUCACUGCAGAUGGCCGGCUUAAAGGACAGUCAACAGUUGGCAGAACAACAGCUUCUAAGGUCUUUGCAAUAUGCAACACAGCAGCAUUUUUCAUAUCUAUAAGCAUUGUCAUUUUCUUGGUCAGCAUCAUUCCUUUCCAGCGAAAACCACUAAUGAAGCUACUGGUGGUUGCUCACAAGGUCAUGUGGGUAGCGGUGUCACUGAUGGCCACAGCUUAUAUUGCAGCCAUGUGGAUCAUCAUGCCUCACUGUGAAGGUGCAAAUUGGACCCUUGAAGUAGUGAUAUCUGUGUGUGCAGGGACUAUGGGAUCUGUUUUCUUAUUCCUUGGUGUUACAUGGACCAGACACUGGUUGAUGAAGUUAAAGUGGAGGAAGCAGAGAGGUAAAACUACAGAGGAAAGAGCUCAACAAAAAGCUUUACGAGCACAUAUAAAAGCACAGAAAAGAACAGAGGAUACACCAGAAUACAACUCGUCAUUUUCCACCAACUCCAUUGAUGGGAGUUUCGAAGAACUAGGAUAUCAUACGUACUGA